Messenger RNA from Diorhabda sublineata, 1630 nucleotides. RefSeq names its product facilitated trehalose transporter Tret1-like. Lineage: Eukaryota; Metazoa; Arthropoda; Insecta; Coleoptera; Chrysomelidae. The transcript has 7 exons. Gene Ontology annotation, molecular function: transmembrane transporter activity. Gene Ontology annotation, cellular component: membrane. Gene Ontology annotation, biological process: transmembrane transport. The record is from RefSeq and is a predicted model, not a curated record. The coding region runs from base 42 to 1565 and encodes 507 amino acids.
GUCUUCUGCGAUCUCGAGAAAUAAUAGAAAUAUUAUUGGACAUGUGCACUGAAAAAUUAACCAAUUGUGAAGAAGAUAAUAAUUUGUUAAGAAAUAUUCACCAACAAAAAACAAAUAAAAAUAAAGAUGUUAACAAUAUAUACAGAAAAAAGGCCGUCUUAGCACAGACUCUAUUGACCAGUGCGGUAAUGUUGAGCUCUGCCAGUUGCGGCAUGCCAGUAGGAUAUUCAGCCGUGUUAUUACCUCAACUCAAAUCGAUUAAUAAUUCAAUGGAAAUUGACGAUGAAAUGGGAUCAUGGAUCGCAAGUAUACAUUCGGCUGCAACACCUCUAGGAUCACUUUUGAGCGGCAUACUCAUGGAACGAUGCGGUAGAAAGUUAGCCCUGCAAAUAGGUGCGAUGCCUUUGAUCUUCGGAUGGCUAUUAAUAGCUUUAUCUGCAAACCACGCCAUUCUUUUACUUGGAAGACUCAUAGCAGGUUUCUCGGCCGGACUUACGGCAGCGGCUGGACAAGUUCUUAUAGGAGAAAUUUCAGAGCCACACUUACGUGGUUUACUCACUAGUGUACCGUUGGCAAGUUACUCGUUCGGCAUAUUACUUGUCUAUGCACUGGGAUCUUUGUUACCUUGGAGAUAUGUAGCAGUUUCAAGUACAAUCUUACCUGUCAUAUCGCUAGUAGUAUUUUUCUUUCUUCCUGAAAGUCCAGUAUGGUUAAUCAGGCACCGAAAGAUCGAAGAUGCGAAGAAAGCUUUGAUAUGGCUGAGAGGCGGCGAUACGAUUCAAGCUAAAGAGGAAACACAACACCUCAUCGAUCGUAUGGACUCCGAAACAAAAACUCAAGAAAAAAUAAAAAUAACCACCCUGUUCCAACCGGAAGUUAUGAAGCCUUUAAUUAUAAUUAACGUAUUUAAUAUAAUGCAAUUACUUUCCGGGACUUAUCUCAUCGUUUUUUACGCUGUAGAUAUCUUACAACACAUUCAAAACGGACCGAAAUUCGAUCAUUUUAUGGUAGCAAUCUUAACAGCAUGCGUGAGAUUUAUUUUUUCCAUAAUAGGCAGUUUUCUCUUAACAAUAAUCGGACGUAGACCUCUAGCUCUAACUUCCGGCUUGGGAACAGCUGUUUCAGCACUAAUCCUCGCAAUGUUCCUCCGACAAAAUUGUCAAGGUUUCAACUACGUCCCGGCUUUAUUUAUACUGAUAUACGUGGCUACCAACACAUUAGGAUUUCUAAUACUCCCUGGGGUAUUAUUGGGUGAACUUUUCCCGGCGAAAAUAAGGGGAUUGUCUGGAGGUAUAACGUUUAUGAUGUUCAAUUUCACAUUAUUCGCCGUUGCCAAAGUAUUUCCUUUCGUGAAAAACGUUGUCGGAAUAUCGGGGGUAUUUUUGAUUUUCGGAAUGACGUCGAUAGCAGCUUGUUCGUUUCUGUAUUUAACUCUACCGGAAACUAAAGAGAAAAGCUUAAGUGAUAUUGAAGAUUUUUUUCAACAAAAUCGUUUUCUAUGGAUGAGGAAACGAAAGCGUGUCGAGAAAAAGAAUGCAAUCGAGACUGAGACCUUGGAAGCUUAAGACUGUAUAUGUUAUUUUAUUUUUAUUUAGUGUUUAAUUUUAAUAAACAAAACUAUAGAAAAAAA